AUGGAGCAUUUUGGAGCUGGAACGCCCGCGCUUCCAGCUGAUGAUCUCCAAACAGCGGAAUGUGGCGGCAGUGGUAUCGGCGGUUGGAGUGCUGGUUGUGAUGAUGAUGAUGAUGAUGAUGGUGGUGGUGGUGGUGGUGGUGGUGGUGGUGGUGGUGGCGGUGGUGCGAUAGUGGUGGUUGAUGUGAUGGUAGUGACAGUGGUGGUGUUGGCGGUUGUAAUGGUAUUGGUGGUUAUGGUGAUGGCGCACUGA
This is a messenger RNA of Spirometra erinaceieuropaei, 252 nucleotides long. NCBI's taxonomy places the organism in Eukaryota, Metazoa, Platyhelminthes, Cestoda, Diphyllobothriidea, Diphyllobothriidae. The record is from the annotation of a GenBank genome assembly.